Molecule: messenger RNA, 3084 nt
Organism: Monascus purpureus
Lineage: Eukaryota; Fungi; Ascomycota; Eurotiomycetes; Eurotiales; Aspergillaceae
Source: the annotation of a GenBank genome assembly
AUGACCACCUCCAUCCACACCGUGGGUGGAGGACCGGCUCUGCAUGCAGUCGGAGUACUUCAUUGCAUGCUUCCCCUUCUGGCCAUCCUCUAUUACAUUCUCUCUGCCUCCAUCGGUGUCUUCUGUGACAAACUCCAAAAGACAAGUAGGGACACUCAGGUCAGGGGCCUGAUGACCGUCAAGCUGUGGUUGGUAACGUCCAUUCUGAUCACCUAUGUUAUCGAUUCUACUUUACUGCUCCACCUCUCUUUCUCCGGGGAAGCGGUUAUCCCCCAGGAUAGUCUCGUCUUUUCUCCGAGUUCUGCUUUACUCUGGUUCGCCCUGCUUCUAGCAUAUGCUGAGCCACAGACUUCCUCGUGGCAUUCUCUUGCCGGAUGCUCAGUGAUGUACUUGCUCGCGGAGACAUUCUUUGUAGUUGUUCAACCUUGCCAGAAGCCUGAAAAGCCUUUGCUCGCUGUACUCGAUAAUGUCCAGAUAUUUCGCUUGUUCGUCCUAGUUUUCCUCCUCGUCUUCGCUUUCUGGUCUCGGAUUUUAUCCGGAAGGCAUAGGCAGUCUGACGAAGAGACACCUCUUCUCGGUGACCGUGGCUCACAUAAUAGAAAUCGUUGCCGAGGGAACAACAAUUACCCUAGUUAUGGGACAAUGGCCUAUGAUGAAUACGAAGGCCCGGAGUCCGAAUUAGAAGAAGAAGACUCGUAUUACUGGGGUGACUUCGGCAUACUCACUUUUCUUCUCCCUUUCUUUUGGCCUAGAAAUAAACUGAAACUACAGCUCCUAUACGGUGGAGUGGGCUUCUGCUUCUUGGUUGGACGUAUUGUGACUGUUCUCGUCCCUCUGCAGCUUGGACAAGUAGUAAAUAAUCUGAGUAACAAUUCCGGUAAAAUGCCGUGGAAAGAUAUCGUCAUACUUGUUCUCCUUCGGUAUCUCGACUCGAGUGGCGGCGUGACGGCGAUCCGUAAACACUUCUGGCUUCCACUUGAGAAUUACUCCUAUUUCCGGAUAAGCACUGCUGCGUUUGACAAGAUCAUGGGCCUGUCGAGUGAUUUUCACGACAGUAGGGACUCAACACAUUUAUGGGAGUCGGUCAACCGAGGGCUUUCUAUCAGAUAUUCGUUCCGUACAAUGCUCUUCAAGAUCAUCCCGAUGAUCAUCGAUCUCAUUGUGGCUUUCGGCGUAUUAUACUACAUGUUUGAUGUCUAUAUGACAUUGAUAGUUGCGAGCGUUGUCCUCUUUUUCCUAUGGUCGUCCAGCAGGUUUCAGGUCAAACAACAAGACAAAAGAAGUCAGUUCAUCGCCGACAUAGAUAUGGAGCAAAGAAUCCUCUGCGAAUCCACUUCUAAAUGGAAAACCGCAACAUAUUUCAACCGCAUUCCUUGCGAAAUGGCACGAUACCACUCUGCAGUCACACGUCGCCUAUCAUCUUCUUUCCGUGUUCUUCUAUGGUCCAACUUUGAGUUGGCUGCACAGUCAUUCUUGCUCAUGUUUGGCCUCUUAUGCGCCUGUCUGUUAGCGGCCUAUCAGGUUACUUCAGGGACGAAAUCUGUUGGCAGCUUUGUGACGUUACUCGGCUACUGGGCUCAGUUGUCUAGUCCUCUACUGUUCUUCGCAAGUGGGAUCUGUGAUAUUGCCUUACACGUUGUAAACGCUAGAGAGUUGGUUAAACUUUUGAAGAUAAAGGCCGCUGUCGUCGACCAAGAUGGGGCAAGACCAUUAGCUAUUAGCAGAGGAAUGAUUCAAGUCAAAGGGGUGGACUUCGCAUACGACAGUUUCAAACACGUGUUGAAGAAAAUCAGCUUUCAAGUCCUACCCGGUCAAACAGUGGCUCUUGUCGGUGAAACUGGAGAGGGCAAGACCACGAUCCUCAACCUCAUUUUGCGUCUAUAUGAUCCACUCCAAGGCACUAUCACCAUCGACGGCCAAAAUAUCUCCAAGGCCACACUGCAGAGUCUGCGCGCAAAUAUCGGCAUUAUUCCUCAGAAUCCGGUCUUGUUCAACGACACUAUCCUGAAUAAUAUUAAAUAUGCGAACCCUUCUGCAUCAGACCAUCAGAUAUAUGAGGCAUCCAAAUCGGUUGGCCUUCACGGGAAAAUCAGUGUAUUUUCGGCUGGCUAUCAAACUCUAGUUGGUGAAAAUGGUGUGAAGCUGUCUGCUGGAGAACUCCGACAGAUCGCCAUUGCCCGGGUAAUAAUCAAGAACCCCAAAAUUGUCCUUUUGGAUGAGACCAGUGGUAUUUUGGAUAGCAACACCGAGACUCAGAUCCAACAGGGUCUACAAAAGCUCUGUCGAGGACGAACUACGUUGGUUGUUGCACAUCGACUCUCCACCAUUGUUAAUGCAGAUAAAAUCCUUGUUGUCCAUGAUGGGAAGAUACUCGAACAAGGGUCUCACAACUCGUUGUUACAAGCGAACGGUUAUUAUUCUCGGCUUUGGGCUCAUCAGCAAACGGUGGAUCUUUACACUGCUGUGAUCUCUGGAACUCUCACUGGAGCCCAACGAAAGGUCGUCGGAAGUUUAAACGGAGAGUCAUAUCUAGAUGGAGAGUCAUCAUUGCCAGAUUAUGAUAGCCUUCUGGGAACUGUAACAAGGGAGUCUGCAACAGGACCUCUUAAGAAGACUUAUAAACUGGUGGAAUCUCCUGGUGAAGGUCCCAGUCUCCAGGAAGUUCGUUCUUCCAAUUCGAACAUCGGAGGGAAGUCGACAGAAGCUCACGACGCUCACUCGAAGAAAAGUGUCUGGAAACCAGAUGUACCAGACUUCAUUCCAUCUUCUAAACUAACCUUGACCACGGAUUCUCAGGCACAUAGACCUACUUGUGAUCAAGGUGUCGGCACUUCAUGGCGGGGUACUAUGAGAUCUACCGGGAGUAACGAAAAUAUUCGCCCGAGUACUACGACUUCACAUGACAAUAGCAAGAAAAUUUUCUCUACGUUUGAGCUGUACACUGACACAAGCCGCUCGGAUAACUUGUCGGCUCCGAGUUUGAAAUCGCACUCUGCAAAAGCGAAGAAGCCCAAGAUACGGCAUAAUCUGCGCAGGGAGCUUACAAAAAGCGAGCCUACUGAUAUGGGUGUGACCCCAAUGUGA